AUGGUGGAUGGCGUCGUGACGGCAACGGCGAUCGAUCACCUUGUGGCUGAUCCGACAGAGGACAUGGUGGAUGGCGUAGUGACGGCAACGGCGAUUGGCCCCCUAGUGGCUGAUCAGACAGAGGACAUGGUGGAUGGCGUCGUGACGGCAAGGGCGAUCGACCAUCUUGUGGACAGCGGCUUUAUGUGCUGGAGCGGUUGUGGGCGACAAAUGUUUACGGAGCUGCAUGGCGAGGCCAACGUCAGCGGUAAUGCUCUCGAUUGUCCAGUGCAUGAGUUAGUGGGAGCGUGGGAGGCCAUGCCUUAUCCCUUACAAUCCGCUGCUCAAGGGAGUGAGCUUUUCCCUGAGCUGCAUGACAGAGGGCACUUUGAAACCAAGGUACAUCGUGUGCAGGCCUUAGGAGUGGAACUUGCCGUGUCUGGCACAAAGGUUUCUGUGUAUGACGUGGCUGCAUUGCUGGAUGGGCUGAGCUCGUCUGUUACGGGCGGGCUGCAGAGUGCAGAGCUGCACCCCACUCAGGUUCGCGGCGGCUCCGCAGACACAGGGCAAAUGGAUGCAUUGGCCAUUAUCGCCGCGUACUCCCAGGAUGGCUUGACCGGGUACAUUUGGGGUGCCUGGGCUUUCUGCACUAUCUUCAUGCUCCUUGUCAUCGGGGUUCAUCUUCGCAAGUGGGACCCAGGUGGACUGUGUAGUCUGUCGGGCUUCGCCGGAGUGGAGCUGCGAAGACUCCUGUUGACAAUAGCGGCUUGGGUUUCUUCGAUGUCAAGACCACUCACGGAGGAGGAAGCCAGGGCGCCUCAACUGCGCCGACGCGGCUAUAUCUCCCCAAAAGAUGUGCGCAAGUAUUUCGGGACAAGCUGCUUCACGGCACCCGUCGACUGU
Messenger RNA from Symbiodinium sp. CCMP2456, 882 nucleotides. Lineage: Eukaryota; Dinophyceae; Suessiales; Symbiodiniaceae. The record is from the annotation of a GenBank genome assembly.